This is a messenger RNA of Symbiodinium sp. CCMP2456, 1854 nucleotides long. Lineage: Eukaryota; Dinophyceae; Suessiales; Symbiodiniaceae. The record is from the annotation of a GenBank genome assembly.
AUGUGCAGCGGUAGCAGUGUUUCAGACGCGAAAACAUAUACCAGGUCCAUCCAGCAGCUCGGGAAGCAACUCGAAUGGCAGAAAAGUUUGAAACUGCUCAGAGAGUUCCGGCAGAGCCGAUGUGACGGUGCAGUACAUGCAUACAGCGCAGGGAUCACUGCAACUGGAGACUGGCUUCGGGCCGUGGAGCUCCUAAACGAUCUGCAAAACAUCUCGCAGGCAAAUGUUGUUACAUUCAGUUCCGCCAUCAGCGCCUGUGAAAGGAUCUCGGCAUGGCAACCCGUAUUGCUUUUACUGGGACAGGCUGAAGAUGCAUUUGUGGAAGCAGAUGUCAUCGUUUUCAACGCGGUCGCGAGCGCGUGUCAAAAAGGAAGCGAUUGGAAACGAGCUGCUCAGCUCAUGGAUGUGUUGUUCAGACAGGCUCUGGAGCCAACGAUUGUUUCACACAGUACCGUCAUAAGCGCGUGGGGACGUGCAAGCCGGUGGCAAGUGGCUUUGCGGUUGUUGCGGGCACUGCCUCUGUUUGAUCUGCAGGUGAACAGAGUGGCAUAUGGUGCAACGCUGAGUGCGUGUGAAGCGAGUUCAAACUGGCAACUGGCACUUGAGCUGUUUGCAGAGGUGCGCUCAAAGAGUCUCAGGGUAAACCUGAUUAUUGCGAACACAGUUAUAAGUAGCUGCGAGAAGGCUGCAGAGUGGGAAGCGGCCCUGCUCCUUCUGUCCACUCUGACUUUGACGCAGCCGCAGCCUGACGAGAUCAGCUUCAAUUCUGCCAUCAGUGCUUGCGAGAAAGCAGGCCAGUGGCACUGGGCUCUCGAGCUCCUGAACCAGCUCGACAGGAACCGACUACAAGCAUCUGUCGUCUCGUGCAGUGCGGCGGCCAGUGCGUGCGCGAAGGGAACUGCAUGGUUGCAGGCCAUGUUCCUGAUCAGCAGCAGCCAGAAAAGUAAGAUCCAGCUCGAUAUGAUUGCCUACACCGCGCUAGCAAGUGCCUGCGCGCAGGGCUACAGUUGGCAGACGGCCGUUUGCCUAGUAGCCGACCUUCGCCAGAGCCAUGCGCACGCGGACUUGGUCACCUGCAACGCCGUGAUCACUGCUUGUGCAGAGGGCCGCCGCUGGCUGACAGCUACGACAAUGCUGCGAAACUGCCAGACAGAGCAGCUCCGCAGCGAUGAGGUCUCCAUUUGUGCUGCCAUCACAGCUUGCCAGCAGGAGUGGCCAGCAGCGGUGCAUUUGCUGUCUUUGUUUCGAAGCAGCUUACCGGGCAGCAGAGUCGCCUUCAAUGCAGCAGGCGCCGCAUGUGAGAAGGGCAGCAGCUGGCAGCUGGCCCUCCUCUUCGCAGAAGGGAGACUGCAGAGGCUGACGCCUGAUGCUGUCUCCUACAACGUGGCCAUCAGCGCCUGCCAGAAGGAGGAGUUGUGGCAAUGGGCCAUGCUUUUGCUGCACGAGCUUUGGGACAGCCGGCUUCGGGCCAGCGUUAUUACAUACAGCGUUGCUAUUGGGGCAGCCCACACUGCCGGACGCUGGGCUUGGGCGCUUCACUUUCUGCAGAGGCUCGGCCGGGAUGGAGAGGCGCCCAACGUCAUUACUUUCAAUGCGGUAUUGAGCACGUGUGCUGGGCAGCAUCGCUGGCAGCGGACCUUGUCUCUCCUCUCCUGCUGCGGACCGUGCGAAGAUGUGGUUACCCACGCCACUGCCGUUGCUGCUUGUGAGGUCGGCUUGAGGUACUCUGAUGCCGCUUCGGUGCUUUCUCGCUUGGAGAGUGCAGGUGUGGCUGCCAACCACCGUGCAGUUGGCCAAAGAGUAUCCUCCAUGAUGUUUCGAAAAAGUGUUGCUCGCAUAAGUGAGACGAAAUGA